AUGCGUGCACUGGCAAACCUGAACUCCCAACGGCAGAAUGUGCAAUAUCAAAUCAUCCAAUUACAGCAUCACCUGGAGCUGGUGCGGUAUAAGAAACAACACCUCACGGAUUCCACCGUGAAGCAGAAAUCGUCACUUUCCAUUGAAUUCAAUGAGAUAAAAACUCUAAUUGAGGAAGAGGAGAAGAUUGCUGCUAAACUGAUUGAGGAAGAGGAGAGCAAAGCAGCGAGCCAGGUUGCUGAUGCACUUGAUCAGGUCAACACCCAGCUUGAUAAACUGAAAGAGUACAAAGAGCAGCUUGACUCACUGCUAUCCCACACUGGUAGCAUGCACUUCUGGAAGAGCAUUGCUAAACUUCCUGCAAUUUCAUUGAAAGCAUGUACACCCCCCAAACUAGCUGAAGUGGAUAUCAGGAAAGUGGAGCUUGUUACAAAAAUGGCUUCUGCAUUGAAGCAGGUUCUGAUUCGCGAGUUGAAGUGUCCACUGCAGCAGAGAAUGCGUCAAGUGGAACGGGCAGAGAAAAACAAACUUAAGCCGUCAGCCAGUCCAGACCAGGGAAUGGAAACGAAGAAAACCAAGGCUAAAGCAUCAAACAAUCCAGACGAAGGGUCAGCUGCAGACCAACAAGACAAAGAAAGUUCCCCUUGGCAUCCAUGGGAGUCACUUCUUGCAGAUGAGACCAAACCAUGUCAAACAUCUGACCCUACUGAGGGCAAGCAAGCUAGAAAGAAGAAAACCAAGGCUAAAGCAUCAAACAAUCCAGACGAAGGGUCAGCUGCAGACCAACAAGACAAAGAAAGUUCCCCUUGGCAUCCAUGGGAGUCAUUUCUUGCAAAUGAGACCAAACCAUGUCAAACAUCUGACCCUACUGAAGGCAAGCAAGCUAGAAAGAAGAAAACCAAGGCUAAAGCAUCAAACAAUCCAGACGAAGGGUCAGCUGCAGACCAACAAGACAAAGAAAGAAGACCGUUUGUUGUCACUCUCCCAGUGACUCGAUAUGAGUUGCUGCAGUGUAAAUCAAAGGUCACCUUUGAUCACCGGACUGCCCACAAGAAGCUCCUCAUAUGUGAUAACUACACCCGCCUGUCUGUGGCAGAGCAGUUACAGUCCUACCCUGACCAGGCUGCAAGGUUCAUCAACUGUGCCCAGGUGCUAGGACUACAGAAUUUCUUAAAUGGUUGCCAUUACUGGGAGGUGGACAAUGAGGACAGCAGUCUCUGGGCGAUUGGGCUUGCUUGUGUUGGCAUGGAUAGGAAAGGUGCCAGGAGUCGCCUAGGAAGAAACCCACUGAGCUGGUGCUUGGAGAGAUUUGGCCAGAAGCUGUCAGUUUGGCACAAAGACCAGGAAGCUGUCCUGCAUGUUUCUCCACCCAGAGUAGUCGGAGUUUACCUCAACUGUAAUCAAGGAAUUGUGGCCUUUUAUUCAGUCGCUGAUUCCGUGACAAGGCUGUUUUAUUUCAAAGUGGAUCUUCAAAGCCGGGUUUUCCCUGCUUUCUGGCUGGGCAGCAGUGGCAGUACCCUCUCUGUUGUUCAGUUCUAAAUGUUCUUGCUUUGUCUGACCCUGGUUCACUCCUAUGGCCCAUUCUCUCCAUUUAGUUUUCCACUCUUAUAUAAUUUUCUCAAACUAUAUUUUAAAUAUAAUCCGGCAUUAAUGGCCUGAUCGCAUCUUGGGGGGAAACAACAAAACGUAAAGUUUUGAGCUGAAUGUGGAGAGUCCUGUUCAGUUUGAAACAUACCUCCGGUUCACUGUCCCUCGCAGAUGCUGCCUGCCUGCUGUGCUUUUCCAGCACUUUGUUUUUAUUUGAUUUCCAGCAUCCCACUGUAUUUUAUUUUUACUUCAUCUGUAAUGCUUUUGGGAAUUGGGUAGAGUUGGAGUGGAGUAGCACUGAGCUUCACUUUGUGACCUUGAUAUAGUGACAGACAGACCUAUCCCAGUCUGAGUACCUGGUGCCCCUACCUGGUACUCUCAGCCAUGUCUGAGGCCAAAUCUCAUUCUCUCUCAAUUGUUCGAUAAGUCUGCCAGGGUUUAGAAUGAGGGGUGAUCUUAUUGCAGCUUAUAGAUCCUGAAGGGAAUUGGCAGGAACAGUACUGACAAUGUGUUUGCUCUUGUGGGAGAAAUUAGAAUAGAAAGAAUUUAAAAACGAGGGGUUAGAACGUGAGAAAUCUUCUUUGCAGUCAUGUUUUUGGAGUUCCCUCCUCAGAACAGGCUGGGUCAUUGAAAUUAUUUAUGGCAGUGUUGGGUGGUGUCUAGGCUUAUGAGGGACAGACAGGAAAGUGGAGUUGAGACCGCAGUCAGAAUGCUGGAGCCCACUGGAGGGGCUGAAUGGCCUACUCCUGUUCCGAUGAGGCCACAGGUGGAGUUGGUUGCUGGUUAUUCACCAAUCAUGACCCAUCAGACACUGAAGCAGCCCAUGUCCAUUUGCAGCAACACCUGCACAAUAUCCAAAAAGCCUUUCCAAAUCUAUCAAUGUUCAGCAUUGGGUGUCCUGAGUGGUGGAAAAUCUUGGUGAGGGGCAGGUGCCUGGAGACUGUCCUCGGGGCACACCGUUGUGGAGCUCUGGGUUGGAGACCAGGGGCAUUGCCAUGUCUCUCACCCAUCAAAUCAAACAGCCAGACGAGAGAAGGAAUUGGCAGAGAGGAUCUGUGGUGUUGGAGUUACUGCCUUUCAUUGAUAUUGUCAGUGUAAGGGAACAAUUCGUAUUUUUCCAUUACACUUUGCAGAGUUUUAAAGAUGCCUUUUUGAUUGUGGAGUACUGUGUGCAGUUUCGGUCGGCUUAUCUCAGGAAAGUUAUUGCCAUGGAGGGAGAGCGACAAGGAUUCACCAGCCUUGUUCCUGGGAUGGUAGCACUGUCCUCUGAAGAGAGUGUGGCUGACUAGACCUGUUUUCUGCAGAGUUUUGAAGAAUCAGAGGUGAUCUCGUUGAAACCUACAGAAUAAUUAAAGGAAUAGAGAGGUAGAAGCAAGUAAGAUAAUUCCCUAGUUGGAAAGUCUCAAACUAGGGGCAUAAUUUAAAAAUCAGGGGAAUAUCACUUGGGGCCCAAGAUGAAAAAAUAUUCUUUUUCUGAGGGUGGUGACCUUUGGAAUUCUCUAGCAGAUGAGGCUGUGGAGGUUGUGUCUUUGAGUAUGUUUAAGGUAGAGAGUGGUAAAUUUCUGAUUCCCAGUGAUGUACAGGGUUAUAGGAAUGGGCUGGGUAAAAGGCAUUGAAGUGUUCAAACAACCAUGAUCAUAUUGAAUGGUGGGGCUGGCUGAAUGGGCUGAAUGGCCUACUCCUUUUCUAAUGGUCACCAGUCAGUCACAAGUCCACAGCUUAAUCCAUACUCAGUCUGUGAUUGGUAAAUUAUCCAGGCUGCAAUAAACUGCACAGUGCUCAGGAAUUCAUCACCUUGACUAUUCUCCCCAAUCUACUGCAAUCACUGCCCAUUAAUGCAAGCAUGGUUACUUAGUGCUAGUUAUGGCAAUGCCUAGUUACCUCUGGCUUGGUUGCAGUCUGCUGGUUAUGGCUGUGCCUAGCGAUGCAUAGAUUGGUUCCCGGUGCUAAUUAUAUUUGCACUAGAUUCUAGAUAAACUGGUUGUUCCUGGCUGUGUCAUUUUUUCGAGCUAAUUACACCAUGAUUAGAUAUCAGUGCCUAGUCCUGGUUAUGUUGGUGUUGUGCACUAGUUAUGGUUGUCACAUGAUAUUGGCAUUGUAAAUGAUUCUUAAUUUGCAAAUGACAGCAGACUAGGGCAGGGAAAAGAGGAUCAGGAGAAUCUGGAACCAAUUACAGGGGGGACAUUAAUAAACUUGCUAAAAAAGAGUGCUCCCUCUUCCAUGAAUACAUUUGUGCCUGGUCUCAUUGGAGAGGGAGCGUGCGGUGUGCGUCAAUGCUCUCAGUGCCUUUAAAGAGAAGUGGGCACCAUGUGGGAUACAGUGCUUCAUCCUCUCUUCUCUUCUUCCCCACCCCAGCCCUAUUUUGAGUUAAUCCACUGCCCUGCCCCACCCCACCACACGUGAGCACACAUUCGCCUUUGGUUCUCAUUGCCCAUGAUGGACUUUGCAUGUAAAUAUUUAAUUGGUUACAUGGAUAAUUACUGGUCAGUAGGUUUAAAAAGUUACUGAUUUUGGUGGUGGGAAGGUCGCUUUGUUAUGUGGUUGGACUUCUGGAUAGAAUGGAAAAAAAUAAAUUUAAGUUCAACACUGAAACGAGAGAGAAUGCAUUCUGAUAAAGUUGGUUGCAUAUUAAUUUUAUGAAUAAGAAUAUGAAAGGGUUGUAGCCAGAAAUUAUGCGAUUUUAAAAAAUGACACCAGGUUAGUAAGGUCAUAAAACUGCCAAUCAGGCACUGGCUGUAUUUCUAAAGGGUAACAGUUGGAAAGUCUUUUGAUUCCAUUAACCUUGACUCAGACCUUGGUCAGACCACACCUACAGUAUCAUGAGUAGUAGAUACCUUUAGUAUCUAGUUUCUUUAAAAUGAUAGGUUUUGAUGGAAUGGGUAGAGUGUCUUCCUGUUUGGAGGGAGGAGAGCAGAACUAGAAGCUGUUAAUGAGAGUCACAUAGAAAUCCAACUGGGAAUUUAGAAGAACCCUAUUCCCCAUAGAGUGGAGAGAGGUGGAACUGGCUGCCACAGUGAGUGAAAUAAUGUAUAAAAGGGGAAACUGGAAGGAGCAGCGAAUAGAGCAUUCCAGUGCUAGGUUUAGAUGUGAAAAGAUGGGAGACUUAAAUGAAGCAUAAACAUGUACAUGGACUGGAAUAGACAGUUUCUAUGUCAUGUAUCCUAUUGAAUUAUUCCAGUGCCGAUUAUAAUGGUGCCCACUGCCACUAUGGGGCAUUCCUUAUGGUUGAGGGGAUCAUUUAUGUAUGUUUCAAUGCUCCGAGUUCCAAUUCUCACCUUGGUGACCCAGCUCACGAGCAGUGUCACGCCAUCACAGUGACAAUCGCUUUAAAAUGCAGACACUUGUUUCAGAACUUAAAUCUUUUUAAAUUGACUACUUUUUUGGGGGGUUUUCAGUUUUCAUUCAAACUCUUUUCAGAAUAAGAUUGGCACUUGUGCAAUUCUUUCUGCAUCUGGGAAACCAGCAAAAGGGGAAUUAUUGAAAUAUUCUGGAUUCAUUUAAACUGCAGUUUAUUCAACUUCUCAUCCUUAUUACUAAGUAUUUCUGUAACAUUUUCCAGUUAUCUCCGGAUAUCUUCAAGCACUUCAGAGACCCUUCUGCAGAUGUCAUGAAGUCUUGUAUUUCUGUGAAAUUCGAGGGGUAAAUUUUAAUCUUGCUUCCAAUGAGGACUUAUUUUCUCCUUGUCAGUGUGAAGUAAUCAGAAAUCAUGGCUGUAAACGUGUAGCACAGGGAAAGCUGUAGUCACCCAUUCCUGCCUUAGAGAACUGAGCUGAUCUCAAGCCCCUCACUGCUAAUGAAUGAGGAGGAUAUUUGCAACUGACUUACGGAAUGAAUGAUUAAAAUUGUUAGUUGGGCUGUGAAUGGGGCAAGGGUAACUUACUGAUUCUGAUGAAUAAUAAUUGGUCCCUAUUGGAGAAGCAGGUUUUCAUUGAUGGACUAGUUAUAUUUUUCAUACUGUAUAAACCUUGAAAUAAACAUUCCAAUCUAGA
Rhincodon typus (whale shark) is the source of this 5576-nucleotide messenger RNA. Its product is annotated as E3 ubiquitin/ISG15 ligase TRIM25. The transcript is spliced from 12 exons. Bases 1 to 1539 code for a protein of 512 amino acids. Gene Ontology annotation, molecular function: protein binding. The record is from RefSeq and is a predicted model, not a curated record. Gene Ontology annotation, biological process: positive regulation of autophagy. NCBI's taxonomy places the organism in Eukaryota, Metazoa, Chordata, Chondrichthyes, Orectolobiformes, Rhincodontidae.